Molecule: messenger RNA, 2418 nt
Organism: Brassica napus (rape)
Lineage: Eukaryota; Viridiplantae; Streptophyta; Magnoliopsida; Brassicales; Brassicaceae
Exons: 5
Coding region: 1-2295 (764 amino acids)
Source: RefSeq, a predicted model, not a curated record
AUGGUAUUCUUUUCACAGAAAUAUGUGUUUAUCGAUAUAAGAUGUACUCUUGAAGACUGUCAAGCUUUGGAAGCUGAGGUCACAGCAGAAGAGAUAAGCAAGGUGCUGUUCUCUAUGCCUUCCAACAAGUUUCCAAGGCCUGAUGGAUUCCCUUGUGAAUUCUUGAAGACUACCUGGCCGGUGAUUGCGCAUGACUUCACAGUUGCUGUUCAGUCUGUCUUUCGGUUGGGAUUCUUACCAAAAGGCAUCAACUCUACGAUCCUUGCUCUAGUUCCGAAGAAGACUACUUCUGCUGAGAUGAGAGAUUUUAGACCAAUUGCGUGCUGUAAUGUGCUGUACAAGGUCAUUUCAAAAAUUCUGGCAAAUAGGCUAAAGGUAUUUCUACCAAGAAUGAUCUCCGAGAACCAAUCUGCAUUUGUCAAGGGAAGACUGUUGAUGGAGAACGUCUUACUGGCUUCAGAGCUGGUCAAGGAUUACCAUAAGGACUCAGUUUCGUCGAGAUGUGUAAUGAAGAUCGACAUAUCGAAGGCUUUCGACUCUGUUCAAUGGCCAUUUCUCCUCCAAAUCCUAGUGGUGGUGGGGUUUCCAGAGAGAUUCAUCCAUUGGAUCAAGCUGUGUGUCACCACUCCAUCCUUCUCGAUGCAGGUAAAUGGUGACCUCGCAGGGCAUUUUCAAAGCUCUAGAGAUGAUCUGAUGGUGUUCGUGGAAGGUUCCAAAGAAUCGAUUGAAGGCGCUCUCACGGUGUUUAAUGAGUUCGCGGAGUGGUCGGGGCUCUGCAUUAGCCUUGAGAAGUUCACAAUCUUCAUGGCGGGAGUUACAGAGCCGGUGAAGUGUGGAAUCCUUACAAAUUUUCCUUUUAUGGAUGGUGAACUUCCUGUGCGUUACUUGGGCCUACCACUGAUGACACAGGUUAUGGGACAAAAAUAUUAUGUCCCUCUCAUCGAGAAGAUUCGAGGUAGAAUAAACACUUGGACUAGCCGCUUCCUCUCCUAUGCCGGAAGGUUGCAACUGAUAAAAUCCGUGCUUAUGAGUAUAGUCAACUUCUGGGCCACUGCAUUCAGACUUCCAAGCAAAUGUCUGAAUGAAAUAGAACGACUCUGCUCUGCAUUCCUAUGGACCGGUCCGGAGCUCAAGUCCACAGGCGCAAAAGUGGCUUGGAAAGAGAUCUGUUGGACCAAGAGGAAAUCCCUUUGGGGGGACUGGAUAAAGCACAAUUUGUUUAGAAAGAGAAGUUUCUGGGAAGUGAAUGGAAAGACUCAAGCAGGGUCUUGGAUGUGGAGGAAAAUGCUCAAGGUACGGGAUGUAGCUAAGUCUUUCUACAUGAAGGCUGUAGGCAAUGGAAGACACAUUUCGUUUUGGUACGAUCGCUGGUCUGACCUAGGAGUACUAAUGGAUGUUCUGAGCGAGAGAGGUUUAAUAGAUUUGGGUAUUAGAAGAGAUGCCACUGUGGAAGAUGUCCUUCAGACUUCUCGAAGAAGAAUGAGGCAUCGCUCGAGCUUGCUGAAAGAUAUUGAAAGGGCCCUUGACUCCUUUAGAGACCAACUAAACACAGCUGAAGAUGAUGUUGACAUGUGGAGACGAUUAUCUGGCUACAAACUAAAAUUUUCUACUCAUGAGACUUGGUUGCUUCUUCGCGAGGCGAAGCCGCAGUGCCCAUGGUCGAAAGAAAUCCAAACCCACGUACUUGGAUACCUUUUUCUUCUUGGUUUCUUAGGGUUUCAUCUAUCUAAUAUUUUUUGGGAGUUGAAAAUGAAUUUUGUCAAGAAAAUUGAAGCGGAGUACUGUUUCAUGAGUUUUGCUUCGAUUUUGUUGAAGAGACCUGCUUCAUGGCUCUCUCUUCUUGCUCCUCCGUUUCUUCACGUUCUUGGACUUCGCUUCUUACACCUCCUCCUCACUUCAGCUGCUUUGUUCUUCUCCUCUUUUUUCUUCCCAAUCUCACUUCUUCCUUCUUCAAUCCAAUCAUCAAAACUACAUCAAAAAGAAGACUGUGUUGCCACUGAAAAUAUCAUCGAAGAAAAACCGGAGAAAAACUUUGAAAUAGGUAAUGGAAUGGAUGAAGAUGGUGCAAUCCCUGAUGAUGAGAGCCUUAUAGAGCUGUGUUUACCUAGUGGUCACUACGUUGGUCACCACAAUACUAGUAAGAAGAACAAUCUCUAUAUAAACAACAAACUCCAAGAUGUUAGGCUCUUUGAUAUAUUCGCAGAGUUCAACGGUUUCAUCGAAGAAGAUAAUCUUAUCGAGAUCGAUAUCUCUAUCGGAUGCAUCAAGUAUUCAAGGUUUGAGAUCAAAGUUUGAUGUAUUUACACUCAAUGCUUUCUAUACUAUUUUUUUUCCUCGGGUGGGAAUUUCGUAUUGUACUACAUUAUUAUCUGAAUAAAUAUCGUGGUGUAAAUUAUAGUACUUUUUGCACUUCAUUGU